Coregonus sp. 'balchen' is the source of this 30970-nucleotide messenger RNA. The record is from the annotation of a GenBank genome assembly. Lineage: Eukaryota; Metazoa; Chordata; Actinopteri; Salmoniformes; Salmonidae.
AUGGCGGGGGCUUCAGUGAAGGUGGCGGUCCGGGUCCGUCCCUUCAACUCUCGAGAGAUCGGGAAGGACAGCAAGUGCAUCAUCCAGAUGUCAGGGAACACCACAAGUGAGCGUUGCAUAUUUGUAUUAUAAGAGUUUCAAUUAUAUUGUCAUUGGUGUAAGAAAACACAUGGACCUGAGGACUUCAGCUUUGCUCUUCUGGUUGUAGGUUACUUAUUGAUUAACCUGGGCUGGAUGUUAAUUGGCCCCCAAAUCAGUAGGCCUAUCCAGGGCUGGGCUACACAACCAAUUAAUUUUUUCUUCUAUUGAAGUAUUUCAAAUCUAAAAUAUUUUAGUUGGGGACCAAGUCAACUGAUGAAGGCCCUGCCUAAGUACUGGUAGGGGAAAUGCUGAUAUUAGGGCUAGUCUGCCAUUGUUAGAGUCUAUGUAGGCAAUGUUCUAUACUAGUGAUAUCUCUGGAAUAUGUAUUGAUGAAUCCUUGAAAGGCCUUCUAUUGGGAUAUACAGCAUUUUCCAGUCUGAUAACUCCAGGCAAAGAUGUCCUCAUCAAUAAUGAAUGUAGUUUGAUUAAAUAUUUACUAAUAUGGUCUGAUUUAGAUUGGGCUUUCAGGAGACAGCAUCAUAUGACAUUUUAAAUGGUUUUGGAGGUGCUAUACAUGUGUUAUAUCAUCGGAUCUAACACCAUCUCAAGCUUAUUUCAAUCAAUUCAUCACUUCACAACAUAGACACUUCAUGGUGGAUUCCAAUCAUCUCUACUGUAGAGAAUCACUGAAACAUUUUCUGCUUGGUGCUCGGAACACACGCUUGGAAGCAACAGGAUGGUGGGUAGUGAGGCAUGUAACACAUCUCCGUAGGGAUUGAAACAAAGGCUCCAAUGAGAACUGAGAGCCUGUCUGUGUGUGUGUGUGUGUGGGGGGGGGGGGGGGGGGGGGGGGGGUUGACCUCUAGAGCAUCUCAUCCCUCAUCACGCGACCCAGAGGGUCCAAAAGGCCUCGUUGUUUCUGUCUCAGCUGAGACGCUAGAUCAGAUGAUGUGUGUGUGCCAGUGUGUGUGUGUGUGUCUUAUUCCGCUGCUUUGUGCCUGUCGACGGUCAUUCCCACAGUCUUUGGCAUGGCACAGAUUCGGAAUACUCAAAAUUGGCUUCCUCUCCUCUUCCUGACUGAUAUGAAAGUACUGGAUUGGUGAAAGUAAUAGGGCGAACGGCCAAUAGCAAUAUCAUCCAGCUUAUCAGGAGGCCUCUUCAAUUGCACCUUUCCAAUCAAUACAAGCGAACAAGGAUGAGGAACUAGAAAAUAGGAAAGGAAGCCACUUUAGAAUUUUUAUUUAGCCAAGUUGUCAUGCCCUCUCUCUUGGAUGCAACUGACUAAGGAGCACUGAACUACAUUAUUCUGUUCCACACAACAAAGACUUUCAAUUUGGCUGAUUACAUGUCCCUAUGAAUACCUGAUAUUCAGUAUAUAACCCACAAACCCAGUCUAUUGAAGUGCUUAAGUGACAUCAUCAUAGGUCGGUCACCACUGAUGAUGCUGCGUUAUUAAUCUGACUCAGAGGAACAUCAUCCCUGCAGUACCUACAGUACACUGAGUGUACAAAACAUUAGGAACACCUGCUCUUUCCAUGACAUAAACUGAUCAGGUGAAUCCAAGUGAAAGCUAUGAUCCCUUAUUGAUGUCACCUAUUAAAUCCUUUUCAAUCAGUGUAGAUGAAGGGGAGGAGACAGGUUAAAGAAGGAUUUUUAAUCCUUGAGACAAUUGAGACAUGGAUUGUGUAUGUGUGCCAUUCAGAGGGUGAAUACGCAAGACAAAAUAUUUUAGUGCCUUUGAACAGGGUAUGCUAGUAGGUGCCAGGCGCACCAGUUUGAGUGUGUCGAGGACUGCAACGCUGCUGGGUUUUUCACGCUCAACAGUUUCCCGUGUGUAUCAAGAAUGGUCCACCACCCAAAGGACAUCCAGCCAACUUGACACAACUGUGGGAAGCAUGGACCAGCAACCCUGUGGAACGCUUUCAACACCUUGUAGAGUCCAUGCCCAACGAAUUGAGGCUGUUCUGAGGGCAAAAGGGGAUGCAACUCAAUAUUAUGAUUUGUACACUCAGUGUAUAUGGACCACAGACAGUAGCUGCUGCCAGGAGCUUGCUCAGCGUUUGUGCCUUGGCCAUUGAAGUCUUCACAGAGAUGGACUUGCUCAGCUUUCCCCAAACUCCUGGCCUAAUUUCAGAUUCCACCAGGUCUACAAUUCUCCCUAAAAGGAUGACAAUGCAUUUUCCACUAAUGAUAUCUAUGUAGCCAGCCAAAGAUUAUUUCUAGUGGCUAUUUACAUUUGGUCUGCCAUAGCCAAGGACUACACAGUGUUUCACCACAGCUUACUUUCUGCUAGUUUAUGGGUUUGGUCUGGGCACUUCUCUAACCUUUGUUUACUUCUUGUCUGUGCUUUUAGCAAUAAUAAACCCCAAACAGCCAAAGGAGAACAAGAGCUAUAACUUCGACUACUCUUACUGGUCACACACAACAGUGAGUUUCACCACAUACACCUGAAAGACUUGAAUAUCAUGCAUUUAAAGACCAUGCAAGCCAUGACCUCAAUAUUCACUCCAUAAAUAAACGAACUAAUAAUACUAAUACUAAUAAGCUAACUAAAGGAUUAUUCAUACUCAAACUCUGUCUUUCUCUCUGCAGCCGGACGACAUCAACUAUCAUUCCCAGAAGCAGGUGUACAAGGACAUUGGGGAGGAGAUGUUGCUGCAUGCCUUUGAGGGAUACAAUGUUUGUAUCUUUGCCUAUGGCCAGACUGGAUCUGGGAAGAGCUACACCAUGAUGGGCAAGCAGGACCAGAAGGACCAGCAAGGCAUCAUCCCUCUGGUAAUCUGGAUGGGUGGAUGGAUGGAUGGAUGGAUGGAUGAAUGAAUGAAUGAAUGAAUGAAUGAAUGAACGAACAAACGAACAAACAAAUGAAUGACAAAAUGUAGUAAAACAGCAAAUAAUUAAACGUUACUUCAUCAUGUACAUGUCAGAUACUGGAUCUUUGAAAACCCAUUUAGGUUUAAGCCAAAAAUAUCAAAGCCUCUUAUUGAUAAUACAUAUGCUGUGUUCAUAUCAGGGUUGGGGUCAAUUCCAUUUCAAUUCCAGUCAAUAAACCAGAUUCCAAUUCCACCUUUUCCUCAUUGAAAAGAGUUGAAGAUAAUUGGAAUUGGAAUGUCAAUGUACUUCCUUAGUUGGAUGGAAUUGACCCCAACACUGGUUCAUAUGUGAGUCUAACGACGUUCCUCCAUGUUCUCUGUCUGCCAGCUGUGUGAGGACCUCUUCACCAAGAUAAGUGACAGUAAUAAAGACAACAGCUUGUCCUACUCCGUAGAGGUGAGUGCUCCCUCUAGUGGUUUGAGAAUGAGCUUCUGUACAGGACAGGCCUACUGCAUAUCAGUGAGUUAGGGCUUUUACCCCCUGGGUGAUAUAUACUGAACAUAUAAACGCAACAUUUAAAGUGUUGGUCCCAUUUUUCAUGAGCUCAAAUAAAAUAUCCCAGAAAUGUUCCAUAUUUACAAAAAGCGUAUUUCUCUAAAAUUUGGUGCACAAAUUUGUUUACAUCCCUGUUAGUGAGCAUUUCUACUUUGCCAAGAUAAUCCAUCCAUCUGACAGGUGUGGCAUAAGAAGAAGCUGAUUAAACAGCAUGAUCGUUACACAGGUGCACCUUGUGCAGGGGACAAUAAAAGGCCACUCUAAAAUGUGCAGUUUUGUCACACAAGACAAUGCCACAGAUGUCUCAAAUUUUGAGGGAGCGUGCAAUUGGCACGCUGACUGCAGGAAUGUCCAACAGAGCUGUUGCCAGAUAAUUGAAUGUUAAUUUCUCUACCAUAAGCCGCCUCCAACGUCGUUUUAGUGUACAUUUAAAUGUACACCAUAUAUUUUGCUGUGCAUAAGAUAAGAGUUCUGAUAAGAAUGUCUUCUCUGCUCCAAGGUGGUGUUGCUCAAUAGACAUUUGAUUGGCACUUAGUUAUCUUGAUUGGCACUUAUAUAGCGUAUUGACAACCUCCACAGGUGAGCUACAUGGAGAUCUACUGUGAGCGUGUGCGUGACCUGCUGAACCCAAAGAACAAGGGGAACCUGCGUGUGAGAGAGCACCCCCUGAUGGGGCCGUACGUGGAGGAUCUGUCCAAACUGGCCGUCACCUCCUACAACGACAUCGACGACCUCAUGGAGUCUGGCAACAAGGCCAGGUAAAUGGGACUUAGAAUGGAUGGAUGGAUGAUGGAUGGAUGAGGGAUGGAUGGAUGUCAUAAGGUUCAAUUCUGUCUUCCUUCAGGACGGUGGCAGCCACCAACAUGAACGAGACCAGCAGCCGCUCUCACGCUGUCUUCAACAUCAUCUUCACUCAGAAGAAACACGACAUGGAUUCAGAAAACACAUCUGAGAAGGUACAGACUUAAUAACCAGGUUCAACCUUAUGUUCAAGCUACUGCAAUAGGUUGAGGCCAUAGAGUUAUAAACCCCUACAGAUGUAGGAUCUUAAUUUGAUCACUCUUGUUGCUGAGAGUUUUCCUGCACAGCAGGAAAUGCAAACUUGUAGUGUAUUCGAGGUUUAAAAAGGCUUCUAAAGUUUGUAAUUUCCACUUUAAAAUGUCAGACUUGAUUUGCCCUAACGAAAAAUGUAUCAAUCCCUAUAAAAAAUGUCCAUGAAUUAUAAUCCACAUAAUAACUCACAUUUCCUGUUGCUGCUGAUAACACUACUCAGUGCUCAUUACAGAUAAGUCCUCAAAUAGAGUUUCUUGGGACUACUACUGUGCAUUUGGAAUCUGGGCAUUUUCCCAUUGUGAUACAGAGUAUGGAGGCAGAUUCAUACCAAAACAAAUGAUAACGGAGAGUAAUUUCUUGUUGCAGGUGAGCAAGAUCAGCCUGGUGGAUCUGGCUGGGAGUGAGAGAGCCGACUCAACAGGAGCCAAAGGAACCAGGCUGAAGGUGAGAGGGUAUUUUUGGGUCAACUUUAUGGGCUGAAUCGGACCCCCCAGUGAUAUCAAUGUAAGAAUUCCUCAAAGUUUCAAGUUAACAUUUCAAGUUGACAUGUCUAUGAACUUUACAAAGCCCCUAGGCUCUGUUUCUCAAUACUGUGGAGUGUGUAGUUUUUGUGUUGCAAGCAAGGCUUUUGUUUGAUUAAGUAUGCCCCAUCUGUUUCUUUUCAGGAAGGAGCAAAUAUCAACAAAUCUCUGACCACACUGGGGAAAGUCAUCUCUGCUUUAGCUGAAGUGGUGAGAGUCUGUACUCUUCAGUACACAACGCUUCAUUUGUAUGGUCAUUGAAUCAAUUUAGGUAUGACUGUCAAUUAAUUCAGUUCUGUCAAUGUCUUCUUUUUCUAGGACUCAGCACCAAAUAAGGUACACAAUUUCAGUGACUUCCAUUUUUGUUAUGAGAAAAUAUUUGGGGAAAUGGUAUUAAGAGAUUGGGAUAUAGAUGAUUUACAAGCGUUUCUCAACAUGUAAAUGCACUUGUAUUGAGGCAGUAUCCUAAUUGGGAAAAUUAACUGUUAAAGAACAAGAAGAAGAAGAAGGUGGAGAGCCAUAUCCCCUACAGAGACUCAGUGCUGACCUGGCUACUUAGAGAGAACCUGGGUACGUAUUUUCCACCUAGUAGCCCAGAUCCUGCCGACCAUGCUAAAUGUAGCAUCCUUAUCACUGUUUACUCUUUUGUUUAAUUCCCCUGCAGAUACCCUUUAAAUAAUCCGUCCUCUUCUUGCCCUCAUCCCCAAUUAACCUCUUUUCCCCUUUCUGUCUAUUAGGAGGUAACUCUCGCACCGCCAUGGUGGCAGCCCUCAGCCCUGCUGACAUCAACUAUGACGAGACCCUGAGCACCCUCAGGUAAGAACCCAGCUCUGAGGUCAAAUUCUCAGGUUAAAAACCUUCAAAUCCAUAGUUAUUCAGUGACCCUAUAGUACUUCACUAUCACUGUCAUCCUCUCUGAGGAGCAGUUUUAGUUCCAACCACCUGCCUCCUUAUAAAGUAAUGUACACAAGUGUAAUGACUACACACAAAAAAGUGAUUCUAAAUAGUACCAGACAGGUUAUUUUUGGUGCUAUAUAGAACCCUUUUUUGAAGGUUCAAUAAAGAGCCAUGCUUAUAAGGUUCUAAAUGGAACCUGUAUGGUGCUAUAAAGAAGCAUUUCCUAAGGUUCUAUAAAGAACCAUGAACCCUUUAACAUUUUUGAAAUGAAGCAUAUGCAUUUUGUUUGUCGUAUUUUAUCAUCACAAUCGAUGUCAUUUAGUGAAAUGAUCAUGCGGUUAUCAUUACCGGACUCCCAUAUUUUUUAAAACACGCAUUCAAAGAUGGUUGAAAACCAGCAAGUGAACGUGAACAAAUCCUAACCUUUUUUUAUGUUGUUGAACUAAUUUGUUGUUGUUUUACAAAUGUAGGAACUCUUGAAAAAUAUGCUCUACCAGGCGAUUGAGUUGCCCAUUAAAGGAAUGCUAUUAAGUCAAAGCUAGUGAUAAUGGAUAAUGGAGAAAUAUUGUUAUGGGAUGUUUAUGUCUGAGCAAAUACAAAAAUCCUUUCAGAUCCAUAUCAUUAUUCACUGUCUGUCUGUUAUCUUCAAUAUGUUUCACAAUAUCAUUCAAUACAUGUCAUUUUACUGGUCUUCUAAGCAUGUAAACUGUAAACACAUUCAUUGACAUGCAUUGUAAUAUUCAUAUUUUGACACACAAAUGUAUCAUAUUUUAUUAAUAAUUGAUAUCAGUCCUCAUUUAACUAGGCCUAUCUUCCAUUAUAAGUAAAUGAAGCAGACAUCAUGUAAAUUCAUGUAUAAUAUUUGGAUGAUUUAAAAAGUCUAUGCAAAUUCCAAUACAAAACUAGUUUACUCUAAUUGGGCAACUCUGGUUGAGAUGUUUGCAAUAUAUUAUCUAACACAACAAAAUGUGGAAUAAGUCUAGGGGUAUGAAUAUUUUCUGAAGGCACCUUUAUGGAGAAUGGUUAUAUAAAGAACCUUUCUCAAUCUGAAAGGUUCUUUGAAGAACCAUACAGGUUUUCUUUUAUUGUGGUCAGCCAUAUUAUAUUUAAAAUUCUUAAUAUUGUGUUAAUUGACAAGUUGAACUACCUCUGGAACAGCUGGGGGUCCCUGAGGAGAUAAUUGAGAUGAGAUAAACUGGAAUGACACUCUCAAUUUCGGUUGCACUAAAAGAGCUGUGAGCAAACCAGGCCGAGCCUCCUCCCCUACAUUUUAAUUAUCACUAAAAGAGCAAAGAACCCUUUUGUGAACUGCAAAGAACCAUUGAAGAGCUCAAAGGGUUCUUUGAGUCAUUAUGGAUCCACAUAGAACCAUCACCCUUCCCAAAGAACCCUUGAGGAACCCUCAUAUUUUUGUGUGUAUGCAUUGCGAGACUAAUCCAGAAAGUUACCCAGGAGCUGCAAAUAAUGAUACCUUGAACGCUCCCAUGUUGUCACUGUCAAUGACGAUUUUCUCCCAUCGUAUAAACAGUGAACAUAUUAAAAAAGAAUAAUCUUUGAGUUUGGGGUGAACCUGCCUUUUAAUUGUAAUGAUCCUUCUCAGGUAUGCUGACCGCGCCAAACAGAUCCGCUGUAACGCCGUCAUCAACGAGGACCCCAACAACCGCCUGGUGCGUGAGCUGAAGGAGGAGGUGUGUCGACUCAAGGACCUCCUCUACGCCCAGGGCCUGGGAGAUAUCAUAGACAGUGAGUACCUACCUACCUACACACACACACACACACACACACACACACACACACACACACACACACACACACACACACACACACACACACACACACACACACACACACACACAGGAUGAGAGCCAUACAGAUGUGUGUGUGAGUGUCUCACACACUCUUCUCUCUCCUCUUUCCUCUCAGCGUAUCGAUGUCCUGAUCCUGUGAUAGCUGGUUUGAAAAGUGUGUAUAUUCUGGCAACCCCACGCUUUGCAGCUAACUGAAAAUAAAGCCAAACCUCUACCAUACUAAACUCCUAUAACACCCCAGAGCUAUAUAGAAGGACUCCAACCCAAAACCCAUCUUAAAUCCAUGCAAAUGUUUUACAUGGGAUCAGACACACUGAAGAAAAGAAACUCAGAUUUUUACUGUCCACCUCUUGAGGACUGGAAUGCGUCUCAAUAGUCUAACAUGGCAUCUUCUCCUCAUCUCCUUUUCCUUCAUCUGCACUGAUCUGCAAACAGGGGAUAGGUGAAAGCAAGAUGGUGGACUCCUCUUAGAGAAUAGACUUUCACCUUUCCAGUCAUUUCAGAUCAGUGUAGAUGAAGACAAGGGGAGGAAGCCAUUUUAGACUGUUGGGAUGCAGCCUGUGUUACACUCUGGUUCUCUGGGUGUGUAGCUAGCUGGUUCGAUGCUCUGCUUCUGUAGAGGAUCUUUGAUAUGCCAGGCUCUUAAUGUGGGCUCUAUCUGGGGCUCUAGAGCUCUGCUGCCUUACCUCUAAUUCACACUGCUUGCCCUGCAUAAUUGUCCCUUGCUGGAUAAAUGUAGUUUUUUGGAAUUGCAUUGAUUUUAAUCGAAUAAUACUUUCACAGCCUUUCAGUCUGGAGAUUAUGCUGCAAGUAAGAACUAAAAUACAUGUAUUCUAGAUUGGCUGCUCGAUAUAUUCUUUUUAGCUUGUUACUGUAUGUAUUUUGCAUAUGAAUGUCAGAGAAAAGCGGUUGCUCUCUAAUUUAUCGUAUGCUUUGCAUAUCCAUCAGUGUAAGUUGCUCUUUUCUCGCUCCUCUCUCUGCAGUGGCUUUGGUAAGCACCUGUCUCUGCUUCUAUGAUAUAUUUUUUGAGCUCUCUUCUUUUCUUUUUUUUUACUCCUCCUUUGUUUUCCCUUUCUUCCUUAUAUCCACUUCUCUGCAUUUUUCUCUCCACCCCAAUGUCUCCUCCUCCUGACCUUCCUGCUGUUUGCUCCCUCUCUUUCCUUCUCUCCCCCACACACUCCCGCUCUUCUUCUGGCAGACUUGUGCGAUUACAAGAACUUUGUCAAUAAUCGCCAGGCUGUCAAUCAAACGGGUGAUCUAUCCACAGUGACCAAUGCCAUGACUGGGAUGAGCCCCUCCCCCUCUCUCUCCGCCCUGUCCAGCCGUGCGGGCUCUAUGGCAAACCUGCAUGACCGCAUCUUCAGCCCCGCCUCCGAGGAGGCCAUAGAAAGACUCAAGGUAGGGAGGGAGGGGGAACUUAGAGGUGGUGUAUGAGUGAGAGAGAUGGAAGAAGAAAGAGACAGGGUGGGAAGGGGAGAGAGAGGAGGAGAGGAAGGGCAGUGGAGAGACAGAGAGAUAGUUAGACAGCUGGUGACAGAUGGAGAAAGAGAGGAGAGAGGGGAACAAGGAGGUUAGAGAUAGAGUGAGAGAAGAGAGAGAGAUGGUAAGGGUCAUGGAGGCUAACCAUAAUGUUAAGUAAUGGCAUGUAUGUAGUACCAUGCCAACUUAGACAUCUGUUGUUCUUUUCACCCUAGGAAACAGAGAAAAUCAUUGCUGAGCUCAAUGAGACAUGGGAGGAGAAGUUGCGCCGUACUGAAGAUAUCCGGAUGCAGAGGUGUGUUAGACGGAUUUAACCUUGAACCAUUAUCCUUAUCUGAGUCCAUCUGUCUCAAAUAACUGUGGCUCUCUGCUAUAUGUAGGGAGGCCCUACUAGCUGAGAUGGGCGUGGCCAUGAGAGAAGAUGGAGGCACCGUCGGCGUGUUCUCCCCCAAGAAGGUCUGAACCCCAGUACACCCUGUAUGGCAACUGUAGUUGCUACAACAACCCCUGUCAACAAUAUUUCAACACAAAAUGUCAACAUAUGUGGAAGCAAAGUCACAAUGUUCUUGUCUUUCUUUUAGACCCCUCACCUGGUAAACCUGAAUGAGGACCCACUGAUGUCUGAAUGCUUACUCUACUACAUCAAAGAUGGGACUACCAAGUAAGAACUACUGUUUUCCUUCAUCUGCAGGAAAUGUUUACCUCUUUUGUAUUGAAGUGGCCUCCAGUCCUGUAGUACAGUACAGAUGGAUUUGGAGUAGGGGGUAAGCUGUUUAAGUUUACUACCUGGAAUAUCAAGGGGAUAAAUGGUCCUGUGAAGUGGGCAAUGAUAUUUUCUUCAGAAUUUGAAGAGUAAAAUACUGUUCUUACAAGAAAGAGAUCUAUGUAAAGCAAUCUACUCCAUAUCCUAUGUAUCUUUCCAUCAGGGUUGGACGUGAUGACGCCAGAAGUCGCCAGGACAUCGUGCUCAGUGGCCAUUUUAUCCAAGACGAGCACUGCACCUUCAGUAGCACCACAGGCCACGGGGGAGAAGGUGAAACUGAACUGACCAGCUGUGGACGAACCAUGAUAGUUCUAUUAGUUCUAUUUCUAUGAGAGGAAUCAUCAGCAGAUUAUGCUUGCGUGCACCAGAGGUUAUAGGGUCUGUAGAGACAGGGACUAGUGAAGGUAUAGUACUAUAGUUAUAGUAAAUGGUUUCUGAUUGGCUUGAAGGGCAUUCUACAGCGUGCAUCGUUUCCUUAUUUGCAUGGUAGAAUUCAAUGGCUAUAGUUCAUUCUAUGUUUGAGCUUCUUUUAAAAGCAAAAUUCAAAUUUUGGCAUUGUUGAAUUCGAUUUUCAUAAUGGCAAGCUCGGACUGAUGGUUUGGUUAGCUAAACUAGCAAGUAUGUUUGUUUGGUUACCGUGGCAACUACUGUAGCUAUCUAGUAAAUUUGCUAGCUAUUUCAGUGAAUGUUGAACACAUUUCUUCCGGCAAAUGAACACAUUUCUAGCGCAAAUGUGUUAAAUUAUAGCCAUGGUAUAAAAGGGAUAAUCAACUCGGGGCUCCAGGCGUUCUCUGGAAAAUAAUGCAACUCCGUGGAAGGUCAGUUCCACUCCACUAGCGCUUCGUGGAACACACUUUCCACAUCAUUCAUUAUUUUCCAUAGAAAGCAUAGCCCCUCGUUGAUUAUCCCUUACGUAAUCACCACAGAAGAAGACAGUAGUUAGCCGACCAGUUGCCUUUUACCCUCUUGCCUUGGCUUUGUAGAUCACAGCUCAUUGAGGGCAAACAAAUAAUCCAUUCAGUACAUGUAGAGUAAGAAAGGGAGCCAUUGUAGAAUGGCCAAAUGCUCACCAUCCCCGGUGGUUCUUGUCUGUUGAUGAUGAUGACACAGGGAAUGUCAUCCUGGAGCCCUGCGAGGGGGCGGAGAUCUACGUCAACGGGAAACUGGUGACCACGCCUACUCUGCUUCGUUCAGGUAAGACUUAAACCCCUCAGCAUCUUCCACUAAGUGCGGAAAAAUAUAUACAACAUAUAUAAAACAUACUGAAAAACACUACACUGAUUUAAUUUAAAUAUUUUGUAUUUGUCUUGGCAUGAAUCUGCUUCCAUAUACAACAUCAUAAAUACACAAAAAAUCACCAUAGGUGAUUCACACUUGAACAGUCCAGGGUUAGAAUCAUUAAUAGGUUUAGACAUUGAUGAAAUGACUGAGGUGUGAUGCGAUUGACCUCUGAUUGACCUUUGACUCCUGACCUCAGGAAACCGCAUUAUCAUGGGGAAAAGCCAUGUGUUCCGCUUCAAUGACCCGGAGCAGGCGCGGCAGGAGCGGGAGAGGACCCCCUGUGCUGAGACCCCCGUGGAGCCCGUGGACUGGGCCUUCGCCCAGAGAGAGCUGCUGGAUAAACAGGGCAUCGACAUGAAGCAGGAGAUGGAGUCAAGGUACAAUAAUGGAUGGACUGCUUUUGGCAAAGCACCAGCUGUAAUUACAUUUUAGAUCACCCUUUUAUAUAGUAUGACUUUUCUUAAAAAUUAUUUGUGAUAAUUUUGUCUGCAGGCUUCAAGAGUUAGAAGAUCAAUACCGCCGUGAACGAGAGGAGGCCAGUAACCUUCUGGAACAACAGAGACUGGUAUGACAGGCCACUAAGAGAUACCCCUUAAAAAGCAAAGUUUUAUUUUUAUAAAUACAGGUAACUGCAUAAAUAAAGGAAACACUUGAGUAAAUGAGGGACACAAAGUACUGUAUAUUGAAAGCAAGUGCUUCCACACAGGUGUGGCUCCUGAGUCAAUUAAGCAGUUAUCAUCCCAUCAUGCUUAGGGUCAUGUAUAUUUUGUCUACCAUGGCUAGAAGAAGAGAUCUCAGUGACUUUGAAAGAGAGGUCUCAAAUGAGCAUAGGGAUAGGGUUUAAAAGGUGCAUUGAAGCUGUUCUGGCGGCUCGUGGUGGCCCAACGCCCUAUUAAGACACUUUAAUUGGGUGUUCCUUUAUUUUGGCAGUUACCUGUAUAUGGGAGACACUCAGUGGUCAGUUUAUUAGGUACAACCAUCUAGUACCAGGUCGGACCCCCCCUUUGCCUCCAGAACAUACUUUUUUUUCGGGGCAUGGAUUCUACAAGGUGUGGCGUUCAAACGUUGCUCAAUUGGUAUCAAGGGACCUAACAUGGCCCAGGAAAAUGUUCCCUACACCACCGCCACCAGCCUGUACCAUUGACACCAGGCAGGAUGGGACCAUGGACUCAUGCUGCUUACACCAAAUCCUGACUCUGCCAUCAGUAUGACGCAACAGGAACCAGGAUUCGUCGGACCAGGCAAUGUUUUUCCACUCCUCAAUUGUGCAGUGUUGGUGAUCGCGUGCCCACUGGAGUCGCUUCUUCUUGUUUUUAGCUGAUAGGAGUGAAACCCGGUGUGUCGUCUGCUGCAAUAGUCCAUCUGUGACAAUGUCCGACGAGUUGUGCGUUCCGAGAUGCCGUUCUGCACACCACUGUUGUACUGCUCCAUUAGGACUGCCGCUGACUGGAUGUUUUUACUUUCACCCUUCUUUGUAAACCCUAGACACUGUUGUGCGUGAAAAGCCCAGGAGGCCGGCUGUUUCUGAGAUACUAGAACCGGUGUGCCUGGCACCGAUGAUCAUACCACGCUCAAAGUCGCUUAGGACACUAGUUUUGCCCAUUCUAACGUUCAAUCGAACAGUAACUGAAUGCCUCGAUGCCUGUCUGCCUGCUUUAUAUAGCGAGCAAUGGCCACGUGACUCACUGUCUGUAGGAGAGAACCAUUUUCGUGAACGGGCUGGUGUACCUAAUAAACUGGCCCCUGAGUGUAUAUGGGCUAUAUUCUGUCAUGUGAUUUGAUGUGUCUGUACCGGGGUCUCUCCCAGGACUAUGAAAGUAAACUGGAGGCCCUGCAGAAACAGGUGGACAGAAACUCCCGUUACCUGGAGUCCCCAGAAGAAGAGGAGGAGCCUGAGGAGGAAGGUGAGACAUUGAUUGACAGUUACCUCUAGAACACCCUUUUUCAAAUGUUUACAAUGAUUUUGAAUUAAAAUGUCCAUUGCUGAGGUAAGGCCAGAGAAUGGAAUAUUUUCUGAAUUAUGGAAUGUUUUAAGUUUUUCCCAUAGUUCCGUGGACCAAGCGUGAGAUGGAACUGGCAAUGUGGGCGUUCCGUAAGUGGCGUUUCUACCAGUUCACCUCCCUCAGGGACCUGCUGUGGGGUAAUGCCAUCUUCCUCAAGGAAGCCAACGCCAUCAGUGUGGAGCUCAAGAAGAAGGUACACUGUCAUUGUAUACAAUCUAUCUAUAAAGUAGAACAAGUAUUCAGUGGUGAAACUGUGAGGUAUCAGUCAAAUGAAACUGCGUUAUUAAUCAGUUCAGUCAAUCUACCAAAUUAGUGUACAUCGAAUGAGACUAUUCUUAGAAAACUAUAAAUCAAUUCAACGAGUCAGCAAAGACUGGUAUUGCAAAACAGUUUCCCUGCAAAGUCAUUCAAUCAGAUCGGCUCCAUUGUGAAUCGGUUCGAUGAGUCCCAAAAUGAGAUUUGAAUUGACAACAACGAUUUUGUCGCUAAUGUGCUAAUAUGCUAAAAUGCUAAAAGGAUCCUCUCUCCUUUACAGGUCCAGUUCCAGUUUGUGCUGUUGACAGACACACUGUACUCCCCGUUGCCCCCGGACCUGCUGCCCUCCAGCGUGGCGAAGGAGAGGGAGAGACGGCCCUUCCCCCGCACCAUAGUAGCUGUGGAGGUCCAGGACCAGAAGAACGGGGCCACACACUACUGGACCUUGGAGAAACUCAGGUAUGUGUGGGGGAAUUGUUUGUGUGUGUGAGUUUGUACAGUAUUACUAUACUUGUGAGGACCUUGACAUUAAACUCUGUGAGUGUGUUUGUGUGUGUGUGUGUCCAAGCAUUUGAUCAGGUUAUUUAUCUAUGGCUUUACAUUAUGAUAUGUGUCUCUGUAGACAUGAGGCUCUGGUAUGUAGGCCUAUGUCGACUUACUUUACCCAGUCUGCUUCUACUUUACAGUGUCUGUUGCUCUGAUGUGCUCUGUCCUGACCGUGUGCGUUGUCUGUGCUGCCCCCUAUAGACAGAGGCUGGACCUGAUGAAGGAGAUGUACGACCGUGCGGCGGAGGUACCUAGCAGCACCGUGGAGGACUGUGACCAGGCCCUGACUGGAGGAGACCCCUUCUAUGACCGCUUCCCAUGGUUCCGUCUGGUGGGCAGGUCAGUCACCGGCCCAGUUCCUAUUCUUUUUUAAUGUAAUUCCCUUACUUUCUUGAGGUAAUCACUAAGCAGCCAGUGCUUUCCUAAUAAGAGCAAAAGGAUGGAAACAGAUACAAUACAAUACACUUAUAGGAGGAUGCACGUGAAAAAUAUUUGAACAGGGCCAGGGUCAGUAGACUUGCCCCACUAGAGAUUACCUCAACAUUCUACCAUGGUCCUCUGCUCUGAAAUGAUUUCCCUGUGUCUGAUACUGCUCCUCCUCUCUAUCUCUCCCCCUCUAUUCCCCCCCCCCCCCCCCACCGCAGGGCCUUUGUGUACCUGAGUAACCUGCUCUACCCCGUGCCGCUGGUGCACCGCGUGGCCAUCGUCAGUGAGAAGGGAGAGGUGAAGGGCUUCCUCAGGGUGGCAGUGCAGGCCAUCUCAGGUACCAGCUACUGUGCCAUAUUGUCAUGUCUCUAUCCUUUUAUUGUGCAAUAGAUUGUGUUAGCAUACAGUAUUAGACAAGAAUGUAUAGUGUUUUGUAAAGGACACCCAAGUGGGUGCUGAGAGAGUAGUGAACUGCUGUUUGAUAAAAAUGGUCUUAAAAAAGGAUGAGGUUACAAAAAUGGAUUGUCUCUCCCCAGCUGAUGAAGAAGCCCCUGACUAUGGUUCCGGUGUAAGGCAGUCAGGAACCGCCAAGAUAUCUUUUGAGGACCAACAGUUUGAGAAGGUAGAAUCAGUAAGAAAUUAUACAAGAACUUGAAUACUUGCCAAAUCGCUGUCUGCAUUCAGUAUCUAGAUUAUGAAAAUGCUGUGUCAUUAUUUAAAAGCCCAUGUGUUUGGCUGAUCAGUUCCAGACAGAGUCGUGUUCUGGCGGCAUGUCCCAUUCUAACACCUCUCAAGAGCUACGCUUCGUGGAAGGGGAGGGACAGAACUCUGAUAUAGGAGCUGACCCUGACGAGGUCAACAACAACACCUGUGCAGGUGAGGAGAUCCUACCAAUCAGAUUGUUUUUCUAUUACAUAAUUGUGGUGGUAGAUAUGAACAGCACAAAUAUGUUUAGUGGGGGAAGACUUAACUGAAAGGUCAUGUACUUAUAAUUUGUGUAAGUCAUGGUGCAGGAGAAAAGCACUGUGUCCCCCGUCAUACCGUGUGCAGGACUACAGGUAUUUCCUGUCUUCAUCCUGUGUACUUACCAUGACCACAGACUUGUCCCCCAUCACAGCCACACCAGAGGUCCCCAGGAGCCCACUGAAGGGAGGUCUGGGCCUGGGUCUGGAACUGCCCCUGGAGAAGGCCCUGUCCCACCUCCACAUAGGCUCCACCUUCACCUUCAGGGUCACAGUGCUGCAGGCCUCCAGCAUUUCCGCUGAGUAUGCUGACAUCUUCUGCCAGUUCAAGUAAGUGCCUCCCAUUCAUUCAAGUCCUUUCAUUUAGUUGUAUUUUAGCUUUAUUUGACCAGGAAGGUUUGGAGGGUUUUGAGAGAAACUUGACAAGAUGUCAGUGAGGAAAAGCGUUUUGAAUGAUGAUGAUGACAAGAUUAUGCAUAAAGAGGCAUUUGUUUCUAAAAUCUCUCCUUAGAAACAUCUGCAAGUGCCAGUGGUUCAGGUAAUUUAAGAAUGAAAACUCCCUAAAUUCAGGGAGUACCAUGGGUUUUGGACCGGUUCCGAAUAUGUUUUUACCUUGUAAAUGUGUCUGUGGACUGUUUAGAAACAAACAGAAAAAUGCACCAAAAAGUUGAACGUCUUAUCAUUCGACUCCAUAGGCGUAUGUGUGAGUCCGGUCUUCACCAUUUGACUGAUACCUCGCAGUACGACCUUAAGAGCACAGGCAGCAAUGUCUUGCGUGUUUUGGCCUAUCCAGAUCAGUAUGUCGCAACCCCUCGUGGGGCACAUUUCCUAAAACCCGACACCCAUACUCUUCCGUUGAUGUGAGUUUAAUCUCUCUGUGAUGUUCACACUGGGAUUUAAACCUCCCGACAUGAAAAAAUACAAAAGCAUUUGGUAGAAUUGAAACAAGACCACUUUCUCUUGAUCACAGACCGACGAAAAGCUGAAGUUAUAACGAGUCGGCACACAUUUGAAUCGCGUCUCUGCGUCACAGGGCAGAACAUUCUUUGUCGUCAGUUCUAUAAUAAAAUGAAUAAUACAUUUUAUUUGCAUCUUUCAAGAUACCCAAGGACACUUACAGAGUAAGACAAAAUAGCUAAUAUAAACAUGACAAUGCUAAAAGCAAAGUGCAUUACAACAAAGGCGCAUGACACCCAAAAAAUUGCAUGAUCAAUAAUACAAGGAGAAAGAAGAUCGGCGACAAGGUCAUCAAGGCAGUUACAAUUGAGAGGUUAACUUCAACAACCUCUGCACCCCUUAUACGAUAGGAAGAUAAAAAUGUUUCGGUGGAGUUGGAUUCGCGGAGUUCAGGGGUGAGAAAGUUCCAGAGAGUGGGGGUGGCAUAGCUGAAGGUAUAAUCCCCCAUGGAGCGUAGUCUGGUGAGGGGGGGUGACCAGUAGGCCAGAGUCAGAGGAUCGAAGGCUGCGGGUGGGGGUGUAGAUGUGUUGCAUGUUGGAGAGAUGGAAGGGAGCCAAGCCAUGCAUGGAUUUGUAGGUAAGGAGAAGGAAUUUGAUUGGAAGCCAGUGGAAGUGGAGAAGUGAGGGUGUGAUGUGCUCCCAGGGUUUGGCAGUGGUGUAAUUACUUAAGUAUCUGUACUUUACUUUACUACUUAUAUUUUUGACUACUUUUACUUCACUACAUUCGUAAAGAAAAUAAUGUACUUUUUACUCCAUACAUUUUCCCUGACACCCAAAAGUACUCGUUAGAUUUUGAAUGCUUAGCAGGACAGGAAAAUGGUCCAAUUCACACACUUAUUAACAGAACAUCCCUGGUCAUCCCUACUGCCUCCGAUCUGGCGGACUCACUAAACACACAUGCUUAGUUUGUAAAUGAUGUUGGAAUGUUGGAAUGUGCCUCUGGCUAUCCGUCAAUUUAAAUUAUUAAUUAUUAUAAGGAAUUUGAAAUUAUUUAUACUUUUACUUUUACUUUUGCUACUUAAGUAUAUUUUAGUAAUUACAUUUACGUUUGCUACUUAAGUAUAUUUAAAACCAAAUACUUUUUGACUUUUACUCAAGUAGAAUUUUACUGGGUGACUUUUACUUUUACUUGAGUCAUUUUCUAUUAAGGUAUCUUUACUUUUACUAAAGUAUGACAAUUGGGUACUUUUUCCACCACUGGGGUUUUGUGCGGGUGAGGAGUUUCACAGCGGAGUUCUAGAUAUACUGAAGUUUGUUGAGGGAGCUGGCAGGGAGUCCAUUGCAAUAGUCCAGGCGUGAGGUAAUGAAGGCAUGUAUAAGAGUUUCAGCAACUGAGUCUGUAACGGAGGGGCGGAGUCUGCCGAUGUUCUUGUGAUGGAAGAAGGCAGAUUUUGUGAUGGUAUUAAUGUGGGCAUCAAAGGAGAGUGUGGAAUCGAGGAUGACCCCCAGAUUAUUCACCUUCUUCAGGAGAGAUCUGGUUGCCACCAACAUAGCUUCUGUCUUAUCGCCGUUGAGCUUCAGAAAGUCGAGCUCAUUCAUGAUUUGAUUUAUUUUAGACAGUUGACGAGUGAUGAUGGGGGGAGGUCAGAGGUGGGUUUGGAAUGAACAUAGAUUUGUGUGUCAUCAGUGUAACAGUGGAAUUCCAGACUGUGUUGACGGAUGAUUUGGCAGAGGGGUAAGAUGUAGAUGAUGAAAAGGAGGGGCCCUAGGACUGAGCCUUGGGGGCCCCCUGGUGGAUAGGAGCCUGGCUGACAGGAGCAACCUGCUGGUAGGACCUGAACCAGGCCAGGGCUGUUUCGGUGAUUCCCAGGGCCCUCUCCAUUCUUUCAAGGAGGAUGGAAUGGCAAACAGUGUCAAAGGCAGCUGAUAAGUGACAGAUUUGAUGUUUCUGAGGGUGAUAGUGCGUUUGAUACGGGGCUUGGGGAUGGGGAUGGAAGAUUAAAUAGGAUGGCUAUGUGGUCAGAAAUGGUGUGGUCCAGGCCACACAGGUCAGAGGGAUCUAUGCCAGUAUAGCACACCAGGUCCAGGGUGUAGCCUUUGACAUGGGUUGGAAAAUUCCAGUGGUGGAAAAAGUACCCAAUUUUCAUACUUCAGUAAAAGUAAAGAUACCUUAAUAGAAAAUUACUCAAGUAAAAGUGAAAGUCACCAGUAAAAUAACUCUUGAGUAAAAGUCUAAAAGUAUUUGGUUUUAAAUAUACUUAAGUAGCAAAAGUAAAUGUAAUUGCUAAAAUAUUCUUAAGUAUCAAAAGUAAAAGUAAAAGUAUAAAUAAUUUCAAAUUCCUUAUGUAAAGCAAACCAGACGGCAUCAUUUAUUUGUUUUUUAUUUAUUUAGGGAUAGCCAGGGGCACGUUCCAACACUCAGACAUCAUUUACAAACGAAGCAUGUGUUUAGUGAGUCCACCAGAUCAGAGCCAAAAGGGACGACCAGGGAUGUUCUCUUGAGAAGUGUUUGAAUUAGACCAUUUUCCUGUCCUGCUAAGCAUUCAAAAUGUAAUGAGUACUUUUGGGUGUCAGGGAAAAUGUAUGGAGUAAAAAGUACAUCAUUUUCUUUAGGAAUGUAGCGAAGUAAAAGUAAAAGUAGUCAAAAAUAUGAAUAGUAAAGUAAAGUACAGAUACCCCAAAAAACUACUUAAGUAGUACUUUCAAGUAUUGUUACUUAAGUACUUUACACCACUGGAAAACUCACAUGCUGUGUGAAAUUGAAACAGUCCAACAGGGAAAGGAAAUCCGCCGCAAACUCACAAGUGCUGUUGUCCUGGAGUCCACAUGAAUGUUUAAGUCCCCAAGCAGCACAUGGAGCAGGAAGAUGUUAGUACCUCAGAUAACUGAGUGGAAGAAAAGGGAGGAUUUGGGAGGCCUCUAUAUCAAAAUGAGGAGCAGUGGUUUUGGACCAGACAGUUUGAGCGCUAGACAUUCAAAUGAGGUCAGAUUCUGUAUCUGAGUUAUAGCCAUUUUGAGGUCUGAUCACAAGGUUAAAAGACAAACAUUCAUAAGUGUUGUUGCCAGGUUUCAGUCAAACACAUGAUAUCAAUUGCAUUUUCUGUGAUGAGCCCCUGUGAGAAUAGCCAACCCGACGCACAAUCCCUAAAUAACGGUGAGACCAGAGGGAAAGGGGGACUAUAGCGACACUAUGGGAAUGUAUAUAGUUCAGUGGAGUACCUGAUUGGAGCCAUGUCCAGUGUUGAAGGUGCCAGUAACAUCCAUAGAAUUGUUAAAGCAGAGAGCAGAAAUCACUGCGGCAGUCACGUGACCAAGCACCACCGCAAGUGGCAGAUGGACACUCGGAAGAGCUCGGUAAGCGAGAGUCUUGCUCACCGCUAUGCCAACCAAAAGGCUAGCAAAGCAAGCGAGAUGAUACCGCUGUAGACAUGACAGCAAUAGUAACACAAGUCACUGGCAGAAUAGUGAGGAUGUGGGGUGAACAAUCCACUGUGGCUUGUUUAGGUGCAGGGAGGCUGAGUCUAUGAAGUGGUGCCAAUUUUGUACUGUCACUAAGUAUGAUCAUAUCUAUUUGACAGUUAUAAGGAAGGUGAAAGCUUAUAGUUAGUCAUUUAUAAUUUGAUUGUUAUUAUAUGUAGAAAGCAUAUUAGUCAUUUCCAGGCCUAUUCCUCAACUUUUAUCUUAUAUUUCCUAUUUUCAUCAUAUUUUUACUAUGUACUUGAGUUUGUCUCUUCAAAAGUGAGUACACCUCAGCAAUUUAUAACUAUUUUUAUUUAGGCAGGAAUCUAUAUUUUAGAUCAGGUUAACUGUUUUAAAGCUAUGGUAUGGCAAAGGGCAGCAGGUAGGCUAGUGGUUUAGAGUGUUGUGCCAGUAACUGAAAGGUUGCUGGUUCAAAUCCCUAAACUGACUAGGUGAAAAAUCUGUCAAUGUGCCCUUGAGCAGAGCACUUACCCCUAAUUGCUACUGUAAGGCUCUCUGAAGAAGAGCUUCUGCUAAAUGACUAAAAUGUAAAUGCAAAGCCUUGUCAUUCAAGACCUUUCACUUCUCUCUUUUCUUCAUCCAGAAACGACUUCGUCCUCUCUUGGUUUAAACAAACAAAAUUCUUAUGGUUAGUGUUAUUCCUAAGGUAGACUCAUCUGAUGGUGCAAAACAAGUGUCCUCCAAAUGUGAUCAUAAUCAGUGCAGCAUAUUGAGAGUAGUAAAUAGUACAUAGUAGUAAUGUAACAGUGUCGUAGUUUUAAUAUUUAUGUAUACUGAAUAUGUAUGUAUACUGUAUAUUGAUUGAAUGUGGUUUUCCUACUUCCAGCUUCAUCCACCGACAUGAUGAGGCUUUCUCCACUGAGCCACUGAAGAACACUGGCAGAGGACCUCCUCUGGGAUUCUACCAUGUACAGAAUGUAAGCACUGACCAUAAAUAACAUUGUUAUUCAUUAUUAUUAAUAGGUUACUACAAGUGUUAUUUCUAUGAUAUUACCAUGAAUGAAUCAUUAAUUACUAAUUGUUAUGUAUUGCCUUGUAUCAUCUAUUGUUACUGGCCUUGUUAAGGGACUUUAGUGAUAGCUAACCUCACUUUUGAUUAUCUAUUAGAUCACGGUAGAGGUCACCAAGUCGUUUGUGGAAUACAUCAAGACCCAGCCCAUUGUCUUUGAAGUGUUUGGCCACUACCAGAAACAGCCAUUCCCACCCCUCUGCAAAGACCUCAUCAGGUGAGAGAACUGUACUUGCCCUCUUCUUCUUCAAAUGAACCUGUUUCACUGUCUUGCUAAAAUAGACAAUUUUAAAAGUUCACACUUCUAUUUCAGUCCCCUUAGACCUUCUAGGAGGCAGUUCCCGAGGGUCAUGCCCUUGUCUAAACCAGGUGAGUGGUCACACCAGAAAGGCUUAUUUGGUAUGUGUCUCUUUCUACAUCUUUGUGAAAGUGCCAGCCACCAAGCUGAGCAAGUUGGCACUGCAGCCAUUUUGUACCAGAAUGUUUACCAGACAUUGGUUAGUAGUACAAAUGUGACGGCCCAUCCUAAAUCGGGCUUAUGACGAAAAAUUCGAAAAACAUGUAAACGUAUGGCCAACCGUCAGCAUAGUCAACCCCUCCAUUAUCUCAGCCAAUCAUGGCUAGCCAGGAAUUAUCCUGUCUUUCUCGCUAUUUAGCUCAGUGCUUUCUCCUUGGCUAAAGUAGGCUCAUCAUUUAAUAUUUGUAUUCAUAUUUACAGAUCUCAUGCAAGUUUGUAAUUGAGGCACAUUAAAGUUCACGUGUUCAAGAAGGCAUUACUGGAAAAAAAUAAAAUGUAUAUAUACAGUACCAGUCAUAAGUUUGGACACACUUACUCAUUCCAGGGUUUUUCUUUAUUUUUACUAUUUUCUACAUUGUAGAAUAAUAGUGAAGACAUAAAAACUAUGAAAUAACACAUAUGGAAUCAUGUAGUAACCAAAAAAGUGUUAAACAAAUGAAAAUAUAUUUUAUAUUUGAGAUUCUUAAAAGUAGCAACCCUUUGCCUUGAUGACAGGUUUGUACACUCUUGGCAUUCUCUCAACCAGCUUCAUGAGGUAGUCACCUGGAAUGCAUUUCAAUUAACAGGUGUGCCUUGUUAAAAGUUAAUUUGUGGAAUUUCUUUACUUCUUAAUGCCUUUGAGCCAAUCAGUUGUGUUGUGACAAGGCAGAAGAUAGCCCUAUUUGGUAAAAUACCAAGUCCAUAUUAUGGCUAGAACAGCUCAAAUAAGCAAAGAGAAAUGACAGCCCAUCAAUACUUGAAGACAUGAAGGUCAGUCAAUCCGAAGAAUUUCAAGAACUUUGAAAGUUUCUUCAAUAGCAGUUGCAAAAACCAUCAAGCGCUAUGAUGAAACUGGCUCUCAUGUGGACCGCCACAGGAAAGGAAGACCCAGUUAUCUCUGCUGCAGAGGAUCAAUUCAUUAGUGUUACCAGCCUCAGAAAUUGCAGCCCAAAUAAAUGCUUCACAGAGUUCAAGUAACAGACAUCUCAACAUCAACUGAAUCAGGCCUUCAUGGUCGAAUAUCUGCAAAGAAACCACUACUAAAGGACACCAAUAAUAAGAAGAGACUUGCUUGGGCCAAGAAACACGAGCAAUGGACAUUAGACCGGUGGAAAUCUGUCAUUUGUUCUGAUGAGUCCAAAUUUGAGAUUUUUGGUUCCAACCGCCAUGUCUUUGUGAGACGCAGAGUAGGUGAACGGAUGAUGAUGGUUCCCGUCGUGAAGCAUGGAGGAGGAGGUGUGAUGGUGUGUGGGUACUUUGCUGGUGACACUGUAUGUGAUUUAUUUAGAAUUCAAGGCACACUUAACCAGCAUGGCUACCACAGCAUUCUAAUGCGAUACGCCAUCCCAUCUGGUUUGCGCUUAGUGAGACUAUCAUUUGUUUUUGAACUGGACAAUGACCCAACACACCUCCAGGCUGUGUAAGGGCUAUUUGACCAAGAAGGAGAGUGAUGGAGUGCUGCAUCAGAUGACCUGGCCUCCACAAUCACCCGAUCUCAACCCAAUUGAGAUGGUUUGGGAUGAGUUGGACCGCAGAGUGAAGACAACAAGUGCGCAGCAUAUGUGGGAACUCCUUCAAGACUGUUGGAAAAGCAUUCCAGGUGAAGCUGGUUGAGAGAAUGCUAAGAGUGUGCAAAGCUGUCAUCAAGGCAAAGGGUGUGUCACGGGUGCUGUAGGUGGGUGUGGUGCAGGAAUCAAGCGCAGGACGCAGAAACUAAGUCCAAAAGACUUUAGUGAAAUAUUCACUUAGUACACGAGCUCAACAAGCCCGGAGGCGAAAUAAAGGCGCACACAGGGGUCAAACAAAAGGCGCACUAACAUGUGCGAAAAACCCUCUCCCAAACAACGGAGGGAAACACGUAGCACAGAACACCAAACAGAAGCGCAAUCACACACAACACCUGACACACACAACGAGAAUUAAAUAGGACACUAAUGAACACUAACUGGAAACAGGUGUACAACAUCAAGACAAAACCAACCGAACAUGAAACAUACAACGGUGGCAGCUAGUACUCCGGGGACGACGACCGCCGAAGCCUGCCCGAGCAAGGAGGAGGAGCAGCCUCGGCCGAAACCGUGACAGUACCCCCCCCUUGACGCGCGGCUCCAGCCGUGCGCUGACCCCGGCCUCGGGGACGACCAGGAGGACGCGGAGCAGGGCGCGCGGGAUGCCCCCGGUGGAACUCCGACAGGAGAGACGGGUCUAGGAUGUCCCUCCGCGGCACCCAGCACCGUUCCUCCGGGCCGUACCCCUCCCACUCCACGAGAUACUGGAGACCCCCCAUCCGACGUCUCGAGUCCAAGAUGGACCGAACGGUGUACGCCGGAGCCCCCUCGAUGUCCAGUGGGGGCGGAGGAGUCUCUCCUAUCUCACCUUCCUGGAGUGGACCAGCUACCACCGGCCUGAGAAGAGACACAUGGAACGAGGGGUUAAUAUUCUUAUAUUCAAUAGGCAGAUGUAACCUAUAACACACCUCGUUCAGUCUUCUCAGGACUUUAAAAGGCCCCACAAACCGCCGACCCAGCUUCCGGCAGGGCAGGCGGAGGGGCAGGUUUCUGGUCAAGAGCCAGACUCGAUCUCCAGGUGCGUACACCGGCCCCUCACUGCGGUGGAGAUCGGCGCUCGCCUUGUGUCGACGGAUGGCCCGCUGCAGAUGGACGUGUGCAGCGUUCCACGUCUCCUCCGAGCGCCUCACCCAAUCAUCCACCGCAGGGGCCUCGAUCUGGCUCUGCUGCCAAGGUGCCAGAACCGGCUGGUAACCUAACACACAUUGGAAGGGGGUUAGGUUGGUAGAGGAGUGGCGGAGAGAGUUUUGGGCCAUCUCCGCCCAGGGAAUAUACCGAGCCCACUCCUCUGGCCGGUCCUGGCAAUACGACCUCAGAAACCUACCCACAUCCUGGUUGACUCGUUCUACCUGCCCAUUGCUCUCCGGGUGGUACCCCGAGGUAAGGCUCACCGAGACCCCCAAACGCUCCAUGAACGCUCUCCAGACUCGGGAGGUAAACUGGGGGCCUCGAUCAGACACUAUAUCCUCGGUUACCCCGUAAUGCCGGAAGACGUGGGUAAAUAGUGCCUCUGCGGUCUGUAGGGCAGUAGGAAGACCCGACAUAGGGAGAAGACGACAGGCCUUAGAGAACCGGUCCACAACGACCAGGAUGGUGGUAUUCCCCUGCGAGGGGGGAAGGUCUGUCACAAAAUCCACUGAGAGGUGGGACCAGGGUCGUUGUGGAACGGGCAGGGGUUGUAACUUACCCCUGGGCAAGUGUCUGGGCGCACACCGAGCAGGAGGAGACAUAAACCCUCACAUCCCUGGCUAACGUGGGCCACCAGUACUUAGUGCUAAGACAAUGCACUGUCCGGCCAAUACCCGGAUGUCCAGAGGAGGGUGACGUGUGAGCCCAGUAAAUGAGUCGAUCCCGAACCUCGAGCGGAACGUACUUCCGACCCACAGGACACUGUGGAGGGCUAGGGUCGGCACGCAACGCCCGCUCGAUUUCAGCAUCGACCUCCCACACAACCGGUGCCACUAGACAAGACGCCGGUAGUAUGGGAGUAGGCUCAACGGACCUCUCCUCCGUGUCAUACCGCCGGGACAGCGCAUCUGCCUUACCGUUCUGGGACCCAGGGAUGUACGUGAUUUUAAAUACGAACCUGGCGAGAAACAUACUCCAUCGAGCCUGGCGAGGGUUCAGUCUCCUCGCUGCCCGGAUGUACUCCAGGUUCCGAUGGUCAGUCAAAAUGAGGAAAGGGUGUUGAGCCCCCUCAAGCCAAUGCCUCCACACCUUAAGGGCCUGAACUACAGCUAACAGCUCCCUGUCCCCGACGUCAUAAUUUCGCUCCGCCGGGCUGAGCUUUUUAGAGUAAAAAGCACAGGGGCAGAGUUUAGGUGGCGUGCCGGACCGUUGAGAGAGUACGGCCCCUAUACCGGCCUCAGACGCGUCCACCUCGACCUGAAAGGGUAAGGCGGGAUCCGGAUGCGCCAGCACCGGAGCCGACGUAAACAGGUCCUUCAGUCUCCCAAAAGCCCUGUCCGCCUCAGCUGACCACUGCAGGCGCACCGGACCCCCUUUCAGAAGGGACGUGAUGGGGGCUGCCACCUGUCCAAAACCCCGGAUAAACCUCCGGUAGUAAUUCGCAAAGCCCAAGAACUGCUGCACCUCUUUGACAGUGGUUGGGGUUUGCCAAUUACGCACGACUGACACACGGUCCACCUCCAUUUUCACCCCUGACGCGGACAACCGAUAACCCAAAAAGGAGACCGACUCCUGGAAAAACAGACAUUUCUCUGCCUUGACAUACAGGUCGUGCUCCAACAGCCUCCUCAAUACACGACGCACCAGGGCUACAUGCUCGGCUCGGGUAGACGAGUACACUAGAAUGUCAUCAAUGUGCUGGCCUGUUGUCUCCUCCUCCUGGAGACCCUCCCCAGCACCUGGCCGCAGUGUGCCCUCCACGACCGCAAUUGGUGCAGGGGACAGGCCCCCUCGGGCUCCUUCUCCUCCUUUCUCUAGCGCCAGCACCCCCGAGCUCCAUAGGGCUCGGCUCGGAGGUGCUGGAGGGUGGAAUGGACGGACCCCCCUCGGGACGUCCACGGGUGGCCAGCAGGGUGUCCAGACGGAUGGACAUGUCGACCAACUGGUCGAAGGUGAAAUUGGUGUCCCUGCAGGCCAACUCACGUUGAACGUCCUCCCGUAGGCUACAUCGAAAAUGAUCGAUGAGGGCCCGUUCAUUCCACCCUGCGUCUGCCGCUAGAGUCCGAAACUCCAGUGCGAACGCCUGUGCGCUCCUCCUCCCCUGUCUAAGGUAGAAUAGACGCUCCCCCGCCGCUUUGCCCUCAGGUGGAUGGUCGAACACGGCCUUGAAGCGACGGGAGAACUCCGCGUAGGAGAUGGUGGUGGCGUCUAUCCUCCUCCACUCGGCGUUGGCCCAUUCCAACGCCUUGCCCGUGAGACAGGAGAUGAGGGCGGAAACGCUCUCGUGUCCCGAGGGCACCGGGUGUACAGUGGCCAGGUAGAGCUCCACCUGCAGGAGGAACCCCUGACACCCGGCAGCUGUGCCGUCAUACGCCCUCGGGAGCGAGAGCCGAAUCCCACUGGGUUCCGGACCUGGGACUGGUGGACCGACCGAUGGUGGUGGCAAGGUAGGUGGAGGUGUGGGUACCCCUCUGGACUCCCAUCGGUGCAGGGUGUUGAUGACAUCCUGUAGAGCGGUCCCCAGUUGUCUGAUCUGGUCAUCCUGGCCGCGGACAUGCUCCUCCAGCGACUCAGGUGCGGCUGUUGCUCCUGCUGAUUCCAUUUAUAAGGUGUGUGAUUCUGUCACAGGUGCUGUAGGUGGGUGUGGUGCAGGAAUCAAGCGCAGGACGCAGAAACUAAGUCCAAAAGACUUUAGUGAAAUAUUCACUUAGUACACGAGCUCAACAAGCCCGGAGGCGAAAUAAAGGCGCACACAGGCGUCAAACAAAAGGCACACUAACAUGUGCGAAAAACCCUCUCCCAAACAACGGAGGGAAACACGUAGCACAGAACACCAAACAGAAGCGCAAUCACACACAAAACCUGACACACACAACGAGAACUAAAUAGGACACUAAUGAACACUAACUGGAAACAGGUGUACAACAUCAAGACAAAACCAACCGAACAUGAAACAUACAACGGUGGCAGCUAGUACUCCGGGGACGACGACCGCCGAAGCCUGCCCGAGCAAGGAGGAGGAGCAGCCUCGGCCGAAACCGUGACAGGGUGGCUACUUUGAUGAAUCUAAAAUCUGUUUUGGUUACUACAUGAUUCCGUAUGUGUUAUUUCAUAAUGUUGAUGUCUUCACUAUUAUUCUACACUGUAGAAAAUAGUAAAAAAAAAAAAAAAAACUUGAAUGAGUAGGUGUGUCCAAACUUUUGACUGGUGCUGUAUAUUUUUAACAGCCCUAUUGUGAAGUAGUAACUAGCUUCAUCCGCCCGUUGUGCUUGCAUGUCUCAAAUAUUCAGACAAAUUUCGGACCUUCUCUUUCACAGUGCCAGCCACCAAGCUGAAUACCCUGACCCGUUCCACGGCCGGUCCAUGCCACUCCAAAUAUGACCUCAUGGCCUUCUUCGAGAUCUGUGAGCUGGAGGCCAAUGGAGAGUAAGUUUUUUUAACCCCAAGGUUGUUAUUUGUUUUGUUCUGUUCUGUCAAGUCAGCACAAUCAGUGUCCUCUCCAAAGCACCUUGAAAAACAUUUAUCCUUCCUCAUGGUCAUUAAAGCUGCAAUAUGUCACUUUAUGGGCGACCCAACCAAAUUCACAUAGAAAUGUACUUUAUAGAUCUGUAAUUCUCAUUGAAAGCAAGUCUAAGACGCGGUAGAUCUGUUCUAUGUACACUAUUUCUAUGCUUCCCCAUUCUUAAGUUUCGUCUUUUACUAUAGGUUUUGUAUACCAGCUUCAAACAGCUGAAAAUACAAUAUUUUUGGUUAUGGAAAAUAUAUUUCACAGCGGUUUAGAUGGUACAAUGAUUCUCUACACAAUGACUGCUUGUUUUGUCACAUAAACUGAAAUUAGGCGAACUAUUAGAGUUUUUGCAACCAGGAAAUGACGGAUCGAUUUCUACAUAUUUCACCUUUAACCAUUGAAAUUACAGUAUUUUCUCACCAAGUCAUUUUAUUGGUAAAUACCAGUGGUAAUAUAACUGCAAAAUAAAGGUUUACUGACAGUUUAGGGUCAUUAAUGUCUGUCAUUGAUGAAUUUGUAAUGUUCUGUCCUUAGCUACAUCCCUUCAGUGGUGGACCACAGAGGGGGCAUGCCCUGCCACGGAACCUUCCUGCUUCAUCAGGGUAUCCAACGGAGGAUCACAGUCACCAUAGCGCACGAGACAGGAAAUGAUGUGGAGUGGAAGGAGGUCAAGGAGCUGGUGGUGGGUGAGUACAGAUGAGAGCAGACGACAAUGACAUGAGCACAGUAAAUUCAUCUUUACAUAAAGAUCCCAUAGAUCCCUCUUUAUAGUACAUAAAGAUCCCAUAGAUCCCUCUUUAUGGUACAUAAAGAUCGCAUAGAUUCAUAUUUACGAUACAUAAAAAUCCCAUAGAUUCAUAUUUACUGUACAUAAAUGUCCCAUAAAUUCAUCUUUACAGCAUAUAAAGAUCCAUCACUGACCUUUGACCUUUGACCUCUCAGGGCGUAUCCGGAAUACUCCAGAGGCCGAUGAGACCAUCAUCGACCCCAACAUCCUGUCUCUCAACAUUCUGUCUGCGGGCUACAUCUGGCCCUCAUAUAAUGACAAGUACGUCCCCUCUUUCACAGCUAGUUACUGUACAUACUGUAACACCUAAUAACAUGCUUGUGUAUUAAUGGCCUUUUCCAUAAUGGAACGUUGCAGUAUGUUUGUUUGUUUUUUCUCUAUUUCACAACUACACUGAGUAUGAUUUUCCAUAAUGGUACAUUUACAUAAUGUUAUGCUAUAGUAUUUUAUGUCUAUUUUUGUAUAAACAUUUUUUACAGUAUUUUGGCACUGAAGACCAUAUGUAUUUUUAUCCAAUGUUCUAUUAUGUUACUUUUUCUUCAUUUUUGCCACGUUGCUACUGUGAAAUCCACAGCCAAGCUGCUUGCUUAUAACUUCUCGCCCUUUUCUCUUCGCGCUUCGCUGUAUGGCAGUGUGUCCCUGGGAGUUGACCAUAGGUAUAAAACACAACCUUUCUCUCUUCUCAAUUGUAUGUUCCCUGAAUCAGCUUUCUGUUGUUGUUGUUGUUGUUUCCUCAUGCUUUCAUUUGACUUCACUCUAAAAGGUGAACUCAAAGGUGUUUGUUUCUCUCCUUGUAUAUAUGUAUAGAUAGUUUGUUUGAGUGUCCGUUGUUUUUGAGGGUCUUGCACAACUUAAUACUUUUUUCACUUAUAAGCUGAUGGAGAAAAAUCAUAUUACAUGUUUCCAUUCAUUCGCCAUUGACCAAAUUAAAACAACUUAUAUACACAAAACCCCUGUAACGUUUGCCUGUAUGUUGACUUAACAGGACGUUUUACCGAUUUGAGGCGGCGUGGGAUAGCUCCAUGCACAACUCCCUCCUCCUGAACCGUGUCACUCCCUAUGGAGAAAAGAUCUGCAUCACUCUCUCAGCUUACCUAGAGGUAAACACAUCAACAUUCGACCUAAACCUUAUAUCUAAACCAUAACCCAAGUAGAUCGGCUUGGAUUAAGUGAGUUCUGAUUUGGAUACAUUUUGUUCUAACUUUCUUUAGAUGGAGAACUGCACCCAGCCGACGGUGAUCACCAAAGACUUCUGUAUGGUGUUCUACUCCCGUGACGCCAAGCUCCCCGCCUCACGCUCCAUCAGGAACCUCUUCAGCACCGGCUGUCUCAGGCCCUCAGAGAGGUACACCCCAGUUCAACCUUCUUUCUGGUACUCUGAAUCUGAACUUUAUUUAUAUAUUGUUUAUAGAGUAGACACAACUCAUUCUCUCCUCUCUCUCUCAGUAAUCGUGUCACUGGAGUGUAUGAAGUCAGUCUCUGCCAUGUCGCUGAUGCCGGAAGUCCCGGUAAGUUAAAGAAUGACACAGGUGAAGCUUGAGAAAAAUGAACGCUUCACAAUGUGUCACCCUUACACAAUUUGUCAAAAGCAUGGAUGCCGCAUGUCGGUCAUCCUGUGUACAUUAGAACCUUGAUUUAACCACAAGGUGUAUCACCAAAUGAUCUAUUGGCAGUAUGUAUCUGUUUUUCUACAGGCAUAUAUGAAACACUCUGUUGUCCUCUUGUUCACCUCAGGCAUGCAGCGGCGGCGCAGGCGCGUCUUGGACACCUCAGUGGCGUACGUCCGUGGGGAGGAGAACCUGGCUGGGUGGAGGCCCCGUAGCGACAGCCUCAUCCUGGACCACCAAUGGGAGCUGGAGAAACUCAGCCUGCUGCAGGAGGUGAGGCCUGGGAUUGGUGAGGUCUGCAGGGUGAUUGGGGCAAAGACUCCAGAGUAGUGGAGUCAAGUGUGAUAGAAUUGGUUGGUCAAUAAAUAGGAAUACAUUAUGCAUCAUGGUUGGCAUUCAUAUACUGUUUUCAAAGUACCUUUUAUUGAAUAGAUUUAAUACUCACCAAUGAAGGUGACUCACCUGCACGAUGCAUGGCGGCCAUUUUGUGCCAAAAGAAAGUCAAUGGUUUCUCUGGUUGUGUCUGUACAGGUGGAGAAGACCAGGCACUACCUGCUGCUGCGGGAGAAACUGGAGGCCACUCUGGCAGUGGGGCAGGACACGCUCUGCAAGAGUGGUGAAAUUAGCGACUUUGCCAAGAGCCCCAUCCUCAGCCACUGCCCCGGGGGUAGCCCUUCCAUGGAGAGCCCCAGCCAGAGGCAGAGGGAGCUGGCUGCCAAGGUGACUACCAGUCCCUGGCUUCAGUUAGGAACCAGGCCUAACACUUUCUUGGCCACCUUUUUGGUUAUCUCUCUCUUUGUUGGAUUAAAAUAAAUUAUUACUUUUAUUGGUAGUUAUUAUGAGUAAUAAUAAUCUCUGUUUCUGCUCCUCCUCCUCCUCCUCCUCCUCCUCCUCCUCCUCCUCCUCCUCCUCCUCCUGCGGUCUCAGUGUCUGCGGCUGCUCAUGCACACCUUCAACAGGGAGUACAGCCAGGUGAGCAGCAGUGCCAGUGAGAGCAAGGUGAGCCCCAGCCCCCAGCCCCCAGCCCCCAGCCCCCAGGCCCUUUAA